This is a messenger RNA of Drosophila subpulchrella, 4855 nucleotides long. RefSeq lists its product as uncharacterized. The record is from RefSeq and is a predicted model, not a curated record. Gene Ontology annotation, molecular function: protein binding. Lineage: Eukaryota; Metazoa; Arthropoda; Insecta; Diptera; Drosophilidae. The transcript is spliced from 3 exons. Bases 102 to 4730 code for a protein of 1542 amino acids.
ACCUCUAGAAAUUUAAAGCAACAAUAUCAACUUUUUCUCAGCUAGGAUUGAUAAUAUGCCGUAGGUGCGGUCCAGCGCGGAUCAUCAGGAGCAGCAGCGCGAUGGCCUACAUCAACAUCGCCGAGUGGACGCCCGACCAGGUCACCGACUGGAUCAAAGGUCUGGACGAGUCUAUGAAGGGGUAUUUGUACGAGUUCUCCAAGCAGGAGAUCGGUGGACGGGCCCUGCUCAACAUACGUCCCUAUGAGCUGGAGAAUCUGGGCAUGCUGCGCAUUGGCCAUCAGGAGAUCGUACUGGAGGCGGUGGAGAACCUGAGGAACUUUCAUUAUCACCUGAAGAACGACAAUCUGCAGUUCAUGGCCCUGCAUGUGGCCACCGCAGCGGGGAAUCUGCAUCGCGAGCUGGCCAGGAACCAUGCCGAGAGCACCAAGAUCGAUACCCGGAUACUGCACGACAUAACGCGGACGAUAGCCACCCUGAAACCUCUGGUGGGCAGUCUGGAGCGAACGCCUUUCCGCAAACAGGAGAUGUACCGCGAGUACUGCGGCAAUGUGCUCAAAUGCGGCCUGGAGCUGGCCACCAUUGCGCACCGGGACCGCUUUGCCCUGCAGCCGGUGCCGGCGAUUCGAGUGUCGGCGGAGCGGCUGGAGAAUCUGGCCAAUUUCGUCAUCCAGGACAUAUCCGACCCCAUGGUGCUGCAGCCCGCCUCCCUCAACCUUGUCACCCUAAAGAAGCGCGAAUCCGAGUUGGGCUUCAACAUAGAGUCCAGCUACAAUGGCAUCCACCGCGUCACGGACAUCAAGUACAACUCACCGGCCCACAAUUCCGGAAAGAUCGAGGACGGCGAUGAGAUUGUGCAGAUCAACUACCAGACUGUGGUGGGCUGGCAGCACCGCACGGUGCUGGAGCACCUGAGGGAGGCGCUGCCCGAUGUGGUGCUCACGGUGAAGAAGCGACCGAAGCACACCAAGAUGUUUGGCCAGAUCUACAUGCAGCCGUACCGGUUGCCCAGCAAGAAGAGGAACAUGGCCACUCGCUGGGCGGAGCAGAUGCCGAGUCCCCGGACGGCCUUCUUAACCCUGGACACGGAUCCAUCGGCAACAGGCGCCAUGGGAAGUGUGCCGCCGAAUCCAAUUAAGUCCCUGAGCAGCGAGAAGAGAGAGGUGCUGCCCAAGGCCAAUCCAGUGUCCUCUGCCUCCGACUCUGAUUCCAGCUGCAGUGAUAUUCCCACGCCCACGGAUCCCAAGCUAACUGCUCGCGAGAUUCGUUUGUACUAUCCAAAGCCACGCGCUUUGCUCCAGCGGAGAAACACCAUUUGUGGCGACGAGUUUCUGAGUCUGAAGCAUUCGGAACUGGUGGUUCCGUCGUGGCACGAAAGGAAGCCAGGCGGGGGCUCGCCUGCCGCCCGCGACUCCAGCUCGCCCAGCAUUCGCGACAAGUCGCAAUCCUUCGGCUAUGGGUUGGAGCUUACGCCGAGGCCCACCACUUGUAUCGGCAUUGCGGGCGACACCUCCACGGACAAGGCCAAGCGGAUGUUUCAUGAGGUGAGAAAGCUAAAGCAGCUGACGGAGGACUCGCAGCGCGAAUUCCUCGUUGAUCGCUACAAGCCGGGAGUCAGCAAAGUAGUUCGAUUCGACGCCAAGGAGGACUACGUGAUGAAGAACGAGAAGUUCACAUGCAACGUUGAGAACACCAUACUGGAGACCUUCGAGCCGAUUCCGUUUGCGGAUGAGGGCGACGAGGACGCCUUGGAAACACUGCGCAACUGCAAAACGGAAAAAGCCGAGGAACUGCUGGAGGCGAUCAAUUUGGCCACAAGUGGUCAGGACUUGCCCCUGGCGGAGGCCAUUAAUAUGCCUCUCCUGCAGCAGGGUCGAAGGGGCCGAUUGGACAAGAGUCACAGUACUCCGGCCUACGACAAUUCAGGAGAGGAGUCUGAUACGCCGCCAGCGAUUGAGCCAAGAAAGGAGUUUCUGCUUGUCACACCGCCGGCUCCGCCACCGCGGCCCCGCAAGCAGAAGGAAAUGACGCCACCGGCGGUGCCUCCACCUCCGCCGAAACCCGCCAGCAUGCAGCCAGCUUCUAGUGUCACUAGUAUUUCCGUUCCCGUGCUGCCGCCAGCCGAUACUUCGGAGAUUAGUGAGCUGCACACGCCCAGCAAAUCGCGCACUCUGACCCUGAAGAAGAAGCACAGCUUGAUGGCCAAGCGGCGGAAUACGAACCUCAAGCUGCUGCCCACUGGCGACAUCCAGGGUCACCUGUACAGGCGCAAGAAGAAUCAUCGCGGUGUGACCUACUGGGCAAAGAUCUAUUUUGUUAUGCUGGACACCAUUCUGUACGGAUUUCGCAGUAAGCAGAGCACCAGCGCCAGCUUGGUGAUCUUCUUGCCCGGCUUCACGGUUUCGCUGGCCAAGGAGGUGCACUCCAAGCCGCAUGCCUUCAAGGUUUACCACACGGCCAAGAGCUUCUACUUUGCGGCCGAGUCGCUGAACGCACUCAACCAGUGGGUGGACUUCUUGCGCCAGGCCUCGCUCAAGGUGCCACCUAGCUCGGGAUCCAAAGGCGGAGGCGAUGCCAAGGAUCUGUACUCCGAGAACGACAGCUCCGGGGAGGAAAACGAUGCCCUGGUGACCCAGAACCUGAGUACUCCCUCGCCGCAGGGCAACAAGGAGGCGAUGUCCAUGUCAAUGGUUUUAUCUGGCGGAACACCUCCUUCGUCUGCUCCCAUUAAGCACGAGCGCGGCUACCUGGACUCGAUCCGCAAGUUUACGAACACAUUCAAGAGCAGUGCAGCGAAGCCGUCGAGCGACAUUCCUGUGCCCACGGAGCAGUAUCGCAGUUACCGGAAGGUGCCCGGCGGAAGUUUUGGCAUUCAGAUUGGCGCCAAUACCCCGGGCUACCAUGAUCCGGCCAUGCCGCCCACACAGAUUCCGCCCAUGGUGGCGCCCAAGCUGUCACGCAGCUCCAGCAGAAGUUCGGUGGUCAGUGGAACAGAGUCGGCCGUAUCUUUCUCCGCUUCGAUUCUGGGUCCGCCCGCCUCUCCGGCGCCCACGCCCACGCCCACGGCAACGCCGACAUCGCUGCAGCACCAGAGCUCCGAUGAGAGUCCCAGUCAGAGCCAAAGUCAGAGUCCCAGCAGCAAGUCGAGCUUGAAGAAGGCGCCCUUUAACUUUCUGCACGCCUCAAAUCCGAAUUUGGUGGAAUUCGAUUUCCACACCUCGAAAACCCUUCUGCCCAAGAUGAGUGUGGGCAAUACCCUGGAUCAUGGCCACAAUACCCAGGGCUUUGUGACACUCAAGGAUCUGAUGCUGCGCAAGCAGGAGGAGGAGGCCCAGGAGAUGUACAACAAUCGGGUGCACUUGGGUGUGGAGAAACACAAGCAUGCACGCACGGAAUCCACGGCCAGUCAGCAGAGCACCAUAAGCAGCAGCGUGGCCAAGCCGCUGGAGAAGCUGCCCAAGAUCCAGAGCGUUAGUCUGCCCAAGACACCUGACUACGAGAUUAGCUUCAAGCCGGACGACGAGAGUAUCAAGAGGACCAGGACCAAGGAGGGUCAGAAGCUGCGCGACUUUGGCUACGAGUUGAUAUGCGGGGAUGAGCCGAGCACCAGUUCCAGCAGCCGGCAGGAGCACCAUCAUCAUCACCAUCAACAGCACAUCCCGCAGCAUAUGCAGCAGCAACAUCAGCAGUCGCAGCCGCAACACAGCAAGACCAAGCAAUUCCUGCGCUCCCAGCAGCUACAGCUCUCCAGUUUCCUGCACAAGAGUUCCGGAUCCUCGACGGAUCAGAAAAAGUCCAAGGGCAAGUCGAGCAGCGAUCGGCGGUUUCCGUUCUCGAAGCACUCGACCGGCUCCUCGGGCAGUGGCUGUGCCCCGGGUCACGCGAUGACCAUGACGCUGCCGCUCAACAAGAAAUCCAAAUCGAAUCACGCUUUGGAUGGAGCCGGAGGCAACGGGAUGGCCAUCAUCGGCAGCGGCAGCAGCAUCAAGAAGAGCCAGACGUACAAUCAGGACUUGCGCGACAAGAUUGUGGGUACCAAGUACGAUGCGCAUCGCAAGAACUCGGCGCCGAUUCCAAUCUUCUCGAAGCUCUCCAUUUCGGGAGGGACGCCGGCGAAGCCCUCCAAGGAGAACCGUUUCCUGGGCUCCCCCUUGCUGCAUCGCACGCUGUUCGGUCACCAUCAUCACCAGCAGCAGCAGCAGAUAGUUACGCCGCCGAGCAGCGCGGAUCCGGACUGCGAUCAAGAGAUCUUUAGCCAGAUCACCUUGCCCACGCACAAUCAGGCCGGCUAUCGGAGUUACCGGGGUCCCGGCAUUAUGACCACCUCGACCACUAACUUGUGCUCGUCGGAGGGUCUGCAGCCGCCGCUGCCUCCGGCUCCUCCGCCCCCGGUCAUGGCCAGCAGGCAGAGGGAGGAGGAGCCGGCGGAGGCGACGAUGUCGGAGGGUGCGGCCACCCCGAAGGUGUCCAGCUCGGGAUCUGUGGAGUCCAAGGCGGCCACGCCGGACUACCCCAACAUGAAGUGUCCGCCCGUUUUUGAGCCCGAGAUCUACUCGCUCAGCGACACCAGCUUGUCCCGUCUCAUGAUGCGGACGCCCAGCAGCAGUGGUGGCGCCUCCAACACCAAUACCAAUACCAACACCAACGCCACCACCGGCAACAACAACAACAAUAACACCAACAACAACACCAACAGCAGUCCCAGUGGCAGCGAACACCAUCAGACCUAGAUGAUGAGUGAUGAAAACUAUUGUGAAUGCUCGCGGGGAUUAGCCCCCGUUUACUUAUGUAUUUAUACACAUGCAUAUAGAGAUAUAUAUAUUAUAUAUAGCGAUAUUCUCGUACGAUAUAGGUA